This is a messenger RNA of Rhipicephalus microplus (southern cattle tick), 5979 nucleotides long. Its product is annotated as secreted frizzled-related protein 5. The record is from RefSeq and is a predicted model, not a curated record. Gene Ontology annotation, biological process: canonical Wnt signaling pathway; non-canonical Wnt signaling pathway. Gene Ontology annotation, molecular function: Wnt-protein binding. NCBI's taxonomy places the organism in Eukaryota, Metazoa, Arthropoda, Arachnida, Ixodida, Ixodidae.
AAGGCGCGCGGAGUCAUCGCACGGCCGAGAGAGACGGUGUGGCGCGUCGGCCCGAAGCGCGACGAAGGGUGGCUCGCUCCGCCGUCUCGACACGACGCGCGAGUGAGUUGACAGACUCUGGCUGCUGCCACCCCCGAGCUGCGGCAAGCAAGCGACGAACCCCGGGUACGAGCAGACGACGCGCCAGCGAGGACGGGAAGAGGGGUGCGGUUGUUUGGGACCGGUGGCGGUUACCGGUGGGGGGUUUCUCCCCAAGGUUGCCGCGCGUGCGCGACAGAUUCGGCAUCGGCAGCGUCCCGCCGCGCGACAACGGCUCUCGCUCGCGUUUCUCCAGCGACGGAACAGGAGAACCGCUGGCGGCGCGCCGGUGCCGCGGCGGCAUCAGCAGCAGCUGGGCGCGGCAUCAUCAUCCGUGGAGGGGGCAUGGGGUUCGUCCCGCUCCUGUUGCCGGCGCUGCUCGCCGUAGCGUCGGCAGCCGGCUUGGACGGGUUCGACUGGGCCAGCCGGCUGGCGCAGCCCACCUGCCUCGAGAUACCGGCCAACCUGACGCUGUGUCGCGGCAUCGGCUACACGCGCAUGCGACUACCCAACCUGCUCGAACACGACAGCAUGGCGGAGGUUCAACAGCAGGCGCGCUCGUGGGUGCAGCUGGUGAACCGGCGAUGCCACCCGGACACCCAGCUCUUCCUCUGCUCGCUCUUCUCGCCGGUCUGUCUGGAGCGGCCGAUCUUUCCCUGCCGAAGCCUGUGCGAGGCCGUGCGCAGGGGAUGCGAGGCCACCAUGGCACACUACGGCUACCCGUGGCCGGACAUGGUCCGCUGCGACAAGUUUCCCCUGGACAAUGACAUGUGUAUCGGUGUGCAGAGCACCGCCGCAGCCAGCGAGGCCUCAGCGUCAGUUGCCUGCAGGGCUUGCCAACAGGCCAACACGACGGAGUCGCUCGUGGACAACUACUGCCGCGCCGACUUCGUGGUGCGUGCCCGGGUGAAGCGCCUUCAGGGAUCUCAGCUGCAGUGCAAGCGCUCAAAGCUUCUGAAGCUGCGCGAGGGCCUGCUGCGACGACAGCUUCGACGUCCCGUCCUCAAGGCACCAGAUUUCGAACGUUGCUGCGGCCCCCUCAAGGGACAGCUGUUGCUCAUGGGGCUGCGUGCCGAGAACGGCAGCCUGACACCCUUGCUUGUCAUGCCGUGGCGGCGUACCCCGGCCUUCCGCAAGGCCCUGCGGCUCAUGCGCGGAGUCAACUGCACCAACCCGCUGCAGCACUAGUCUCGUCUCGGAAAGGCUGGCGGCGCCACGUUUUCUCCUCGGGACGUGGAGACGAGAGCCGAAGCAUUGCGCCUCCCAGCCUUAUGACAGGUCUGGACCACGGGGCGGUACAUCUCCCUCGACGGAUGGCAACCGGCAUGACGAAUUUCGUGCAGUUCCCGGCUUGCCUUUGUCGACCUCGCACGAAACUGCUUAAGUUGCCCGCAAAAGUAAAAGCGGGGCUGGGUCCCAGAACGAAGAUGCAGAUGAGGGUGACAACUCCUUUGUAUCACACCUUAUCCGAAUUCCAUGGCGACGCAAAAGUUUGCGGUGUUAUGCUGUGUAACACUUCUCUGCUUCGUGCCUCCUUAGAGCACUUCUUUUUCCUCCCUGUCGGUAUUCGCUAGUCGUGCAGAUUAAACGCGCGUGUAUCCGUGCCAAAGAGGCAGAAAGUAAAAGCACGAGCCGCCUGACAAGCAGGCUAAAGAAAGAGUUGCUGAACUGGACAUGUCAAUGUUGUGAAGUGUUGUUGGCAUUGGGUGUAGUAGUCUCCAUACUAAACAAGUGAUUGUAGUGUCUUCUAUACCACCUGUCUUAUGCAAGAAACGAGGCACGAUUGGUACAUCUCUACCGCUUGCACAAAGGAUGUGUCAUCGGGUAAGAAUGCAAAUUUUGUGCUGCUAGCCGGUGCCGAGUACAAUCUUUUACAGCAUCUGUACCUUGUACAGAAAGUAGGAUUGGCUACAACAUUUCUAAUGCCUUACUUAGAGAAUUAAUGCUUGUCCAUACUGCUUUAUUAUGGUUGUACUUAUCAGUCAGUUUUCAGAACAUCAAUUUUCAUUUUUAUCUUGCUGCAGGGGAUGAGAUAAGAAAAAAAAUGGGCACAUGUCAUUUUACACUAUGACUGUCCAUGCUGAUUGAUUGAGCAACAAGCACCAUCAUGGGAAAAAAUGCUCAUUGUUUCGUUACAUUGCUGUGUUAGAUAUUCCUUGUAAAGGUGACAUAACAAGGUGUUCAUUAUUAUGAUUACUUCUUUAUUCUGCCACUGUGUACGUCACAGCAGUAGCAUGGUCCUGGUGAAAAUUAUUCAAAUCUGUGGUUAGAAACUAUAAACAUAUUUGAAAGCAACUUUUUCUGGUAUGGUUAGAACCUCAUGUUGCCAUUUUAGGAAGUAAAGCUGAAUUUGUAAUAUUUUUUUGAGGAGAAUGCCACCCUUCAAUGGAUUUGUAAAAAAGUAUACGUAUGUAGCAGAUUUAAUUAUGUUCUGAGAGAUGUGUCAGUGAAGUGAUGCUAAUGGAGAAACAAUAGAUCACCUCACUUGGAGUGCCUAUCAUUUUCAGAAACUCUUAUGACACAUUUGUACCUUUUUGAAAUAUUUCUCUAACAUAUAUUUUAAGCUUCAAUUUAUUGAAACAUUGGCAUAUAGAUUCGAACUUCUCAAAAGCCCUGCUUUGGUAUUUGGUGCCUCGGUGCCACUUUAGCUGUCUCUCCGUUAAAACAAAUUUCUGCUAUGUCUAUUUAAACUUAGAUGAGCAUACUUUAAAAUAUAAUCUAUAGGUUGGUUUUAGCCAAUUCAUGAUAUUAGUAAGAAACAUGAAAAGGUGAGGAAGUUUGUAGGAGUUUAAAAAAAAAGGUUCAUGAUAUAUUUGCAGUAAAACUUUCAAGAGGAAAAACGGCAUCAAUUCAUGCUUUCACAUUUUGAUGUGCGAGGAGCAGUGUUUACAAGGGGACACUUCAGCGGUUGCUGGUGCUUUCAUUUGUCGGCAUGCUAUGAGACUGCGGCUAUAAUGCAACUGACCCGCUUGGAUCAUUCUCGUUUGCAUAAUCUGCACUGUCAAGGACAAGUAAAACACUUGCGGGGAAGUAUGAAGAAGGACAGCUCUCGCAACUUGUAACUCGAAAGUACGCGGUCUCGUGCCGCUGCAUACCUGGUUUCCGAGUGUGGUGUAGGCCAAUGGUUAAUUGCUCAAGCUGAAAUCGUGCCGACAUCAAAGUGGCAAAAGCGGGAAUGAGAGAAUGCGUUCCAGUUAGCCCUAACUCGUUCGUGUUCUAUCUGUCCAUGACAGUGUGUAUGUGUCUUCAAGUACCUAUAUGUGUGCGUUACUUCAUAAGUAAUCUCCGUUUUGAAGGUGAGUGAUAGGUAGGUGAUGGACAAGCACGAGCAUCCACUCUUGUGUGCUAUUGAAAGUAAGAGCACAUCUUUCAUAUGUAGGCUUGUUCUUUCUGCUCUAGCUUUGCCUCUCGUGUUUUAUCAUAUACAAAUGUAUGCUUUGUACUACGUCGUGAGUGUCUCACUUCUAGUUUUUUUUUUUCUCAAUAAGGCAAAAGUUAAUGGAAAGUAAAUAUGAAGAUGAUAUACAGUUCUGCAGUUUGCUGACAAACUGUCGUUCAUAUUCUUCAACUUUGCUGCUGCUACAUUUCAUUAUGUGGUCUACUCACUAUGGCACCAUGUAGAAAUAUAAAACAAAAAGUUCACCACUGAUAGCCAACCAGUACUUUACCGAUUUUAUUCCCUAAACUUGACAGCUCUUUUCUAUAGUCGGUUCCACUUUUCUUUUAUUAAAAAUUAAAGUCUGUUUGAAAUAGUUAUGGCCAAAUUUUAUUUUGUUUAUUCAUUUUUCUGGCAUCAUCAUUCCAAAUGUUUUGUCUGGCCAACUCGAUAAUAACAGCAUACCAGACUCCACUUGCCUGUUCAGAAAAACUAAGAAACAAGCAAGAACGCGACUUCCCAACUGUUUGCCACCAAGAGAAUGCGUAGUUGCAAAACGGAAGUCUCAAUUCUUUGUUAAAUACAGCGUGCUCGCCACCAUCAACAUCAACAACUCACCCAAGACGCGACGAGCUAAGAAAACUUGCUAACUUCUGAGUCAGCAAAACAGUCGCCCCUCAAGAAGGCACCGUAACGCCCCAAUCCGUCCCGAACAGCGGGUCGGUUCUUGCUUUUUUAAUUCAUUAGCAACUUUGGGCUAAAGGUGGCUAAAGAGUUUAUUUUAUUUGUAAUAAUUUUUUCCCAGCCAGACAGAUCUCUUCCUGAAAAUGAAAGAGCCUAGUAGUUCAACAGUAGGUAAAGCAGCAUGAAAUAACUGUGCCUUUUUCUGAUAGCUGCCCCAUCUUUAAUGCAUGCAACAGUCAGCAAUGCGUACGUUUGACAGGGAACUUGCCACCUGGUGUUUAAACGCGACACCAGGCUUGUGCACAACCAUUGCUCACCAUCGUACGUGUGGUACAAGACAAUUUUCAACUUGUGAGUAGCGUAAGCUUCCCAUCACGUUGGUGCUAUAUUUUCUUAGUCUUCAUUUUUGGCUGCUUACAUUCAACUGUAUGUGUUAACUUUGGAGAUCUCGAUCAACGGCCAAAUUUGAAGUUGUGUGUUUCAAACUGGCCCAUAUUUGUCAAACUUCUAUUGGGAGUUGAAUGAUCUGUUUUGGAUUUGAGUUCAUGCACUUUACAAUACGGUCACAAUUUAGAAACCUUCGGUUGGUGGAACUAAUCCAGUUUAUCCUUUUUUGAAGUUCGCUUUCCAUUAACUUGGUCAGCUGUCCAUAUUCUUUGAUAUGGUUAAACUGUUCCUCACAGAAAGCCAUACCGUGUGAAUACACGGCUACUUUUUGCUACCUGACCAUUGCUACUAUUAUCAACUGAAAAAAAGAAUUAGCACAUGCGAAUUAUCAGUUGGGUCACAGCGGCGUAGUCAUUGCAAGUUGUGUGCUAUUUAGUAAUGUUCUUUGAUUCCGAGCCGCUUUCACGUUUCAGAACGUCUUGCUGUGCAUUACUUGAUUUCCCAUGUUGAGAAAAUUUCUUGAAUUUCUCUGUGAGCACAGUUUGUAGCUAGUUGUGCUAGAGUGUUUAAAAUGUUUACACUGUUUAGUGUAGCCAAUAAAAAAAAGUUGCUACUUGCAAUGAACCUAGCGUAUAGUGGAGUCACAUUGUAUUAGUGUUUUUUAUUUUUGAUCACUACUUAACAGAAGACUGCGGUAUUUAUAGUCAGCUGGCAGUAAUGGCUAUGCCGCUGUUAAGCGCCCUUUUGUUUCAGUGUUAUUUGUUCCAGUGUCCACUUUACUCUGCAUUCAAGACUUGUUUCUAAUGUUUGCAGCCUUCAUAGCUGCCUGCCAGAAUGAUUGUCAGACUUGCAUUUUUACAUGAAGCCUCAGGAUCUUGUCUCGUGCAUUUGCGUGCGAGAUCCCUAUUGAAGUGCAAACUUGAUGUCCGAGGUCUUCCAGUAUAACCAGUGCCAUACCACACAGUGUAAUUUUAUGUUAGGAUUUUGCAUUUAUGUACACUCUGGUGAUGCUUUCGUAGAUGCUUUUCCUGUGAAUUUUUAAAAUAUUUUUUUUUUCGUGGCUGAGAGAUCAUUACAGCUGUCACACGAACUUUCACGUUAGACACUGUACGCCACUGCCAAAUUUUUGAAUGAUUGAGAUGUGUGUUGUUGUUUUGUUAGGUAUCUUUUGCAUGGUAAUCACUUUAUGGAAUCACUUUAUCUUUAGAUGUUAUAAAGUCUGUGAUGCUUUUGCAGGCUUUUUUUAAAGCUAACAGUUUCUUAGUAGGCAGCAGCUUUCUGCAUUUUUCGUGUAAAAAGAAGGUAACAGCGUCCUGUUGAUUCAGGAUUUGUGUAUUUAAGUAGAGGCAGCAUGCAAUGUUGCAAGGCUAUGAAAAUAAUCAUAACUUUAAACUAAAAUCGGCACCACAUCUUGAUUGUCAGACGAGUCCUAGUCGCUGCGUGCAAAAGCUUCG